Molecule: messenger RNA, 953 nt
Organism: Venturia canescens
Lineage: Eukaryota; Metazoa; Arthropoda; Insecta; Hymenoptera; Ichneumonidae
Gene: RpII18
Product: RNA polymerase II subunit RpII18
Exons: 3
Coding region: 252-644 (130 amino acids)
Biological process (GO): transcription by RNA polymerase I; tRNA transcription by RNA polymerase III; transcription by RNA polymerase II
Cellular component (GO): nucleus; RNA polymerase I complex; RNA polymerase III complex
Molecular function (GO): DNA binding
Source: RefSeq, a predicted model, not a curated record
AUCAUUCAAUGAUAACGUUAUAGCGUUUGUAGCGCAAAUAGCGACUCCCCGAACGCGCCCUAUAUAUGUUCGAAGCAACUGACGUACCGGCCAAAUUUACUUGAUUCAAAAACAUCGGAAACAACGUUCGUAGAGAUUUCGUAAAGGAUUUUCUGAAUCGAUUGCUGAAUUCUGAAAAAUCGCCGAAUUACAAUUAAUAAUUAAAUUAACGGCUACUUUUAAUACAUUUCGGAGAGAAUUAAUAUUCGGUAAUGGCCGACGACGAGUUCGACGCAGACGAAGUUGCAGACGAGUUCGAUGAUGCCGACGACGAUGAUAACAUUGAAUUAGACGGCCACGAGGAAGACGUGGAAAACAUCGAACUCUUGGCUCCAGGAGAGGUUUCCGGAGGGGUUCAAAAAUCGAAACGCAUUACUACCCGAUAUAUGACCAAGUACGAAAGAGCUCGAGUUUUGGGGACUCGAGCACUUCAAAUAGCAAUGUGUGCUCCUGUCAUGGUAGAACUGGAAGGAGAAACAGAUCCACUGCAAAUUGCUAUGAAAGAGCUUAAACAACGCAAAAUUCCUAUUGUCAUUCGUCGUUACUUACCGGACAACAGUUACGAAGACUGGGGCAUAGAUGAAUUGAUAAUUAUUGACCAUUAAAUGUGCAAUCGCUAGCAAAUCUGCUUACCGAUGAAGUUUGUGUCGUUGAAAUGUAAAACAAAUUUUAGUGUUUCAAAAAUGGUUGAUAUUUUUCCUGCUUAAUUAUUCCCUCAGUUUCUGGAACUAAAAUGGAAAAAUUUCAUUGGGGAAAGGUUCUUGAUAAAGACGAAAACCAUUCCUGUGAAUUUUGAUGAUGAAAACUUCAUAACCAACGAAUGUACAUUGUUCUCUGUAUUUUUAUAUUUAUUUCAUAUCAGUGCGAACUUGAAGAAGAAUCGAAUAAAAGAUGAGGAGUUUUUAUUUUCCAAA